Messenger RNA from Carya illinoinensis, 1518 nucleotides. RefSeq lists its product as uncharacterized. The coding region runs from base 188 to 1180 and encodes 330 amino acids. NCBI's taxonomy places the organism in Eukaryota, Viridiplantae, Streptophyta, Magnoliopsida, Fagales, Juglandaceae. Gene Ontology annotation, molecular function: nucleic acid binding; zinc ion binding. The transcript has 5 exons. The record is from RefSeq and is a predicted model, not a curated record.
UAAGGGCAUGCCACAACUGCUCCCUUCGCUGCAUCACUCUCCUUUUUCGACUCAGCAUGUGGAAUGUUUUGGAAGAGGGAUCUGAUUUACCCGAUUACUGUUAACGUACAUGAUCACGAUUGCCCGGGAACACAAAGGUGAUUGUUGACUCACUCAUUUGUUCUUGAAGCUAAGAGGCACUUAAAAAAUGGCGCCUACCACCAGGAAUCACCCAAACGCACACCAAGAUGAAUCCCUAGAUGUGUGCAAUGAGGAUCAUAGGAGGGCUCUGAGGGAUCCCGAAGCCCUUGUAGAUGCCACCACACAGCUAUUCAAGGCUUUUACCAAUGGACCAGCCGUGUAUGCUGGACAGGCACAUUGGGAAAGUAAGUUUGAUCAGUUCUGCCACCUGCAUCCCCCUAUGUUCGAUGGCAAAGCUGAUGUAAUGGAGUCUGAUAACUGGAUAAGCAGGUUGGAGAAGAUUUUUCAGGCCAUCAACUGUACUGAGGAGCAGAUGGUUGAAUUUGCCACAUACAAUCUGGCUGAUGUGGCUGACGUGUGGUGGAUCUAUACCAGAAAGCUGAUAAAGCAAGAGCUUGGUGAAGAAUCCCCAAUUACCUGGACACGAUUUAAGCAGGUAUUCAGGGACCAAUUCUUCCCUGAGGUCUUUAGAGAGGCCAAGGCCCGAGAGUUUGCUGAUUUGAGACAAGGCGAUAUGUCUAUACAUCAAUAUGCAUUAAAGUUCAUCGAACUUUCACGCUUUGCCCCCUAUCUGAUCCCAGACGAGUCAAGGAAGGCUCAGAAAUUUGAGAGAGGACUGCAUCCACAAAUUCUUGAUAGAUUAAUUGCACUGAAAUUAGGGAAUUUUGAUGCGCUAGUGGACAGGGCAAUGAUCUUAGAGGAGUAUCUGCAGUCGAGAGAGGAGCAAUUCGAUAAGAAAAAACGUAAGCAACAGAUUACCGAGCAAAGCCAAAGCAAGAAGCCCUUCCAGAGUAGUGGUCAGAAGCCACCACAGAACAAUAAGCCACAACAGAAGGCUACCGGACAACAUACCACGUGUCAGACUUGCGGCAAGAUGCACAUGGGGAAGUGCUUGAUGGGAACCAACACAUGCUUCAAGUGUGGGAAACUAGGACAUCUGAUUCAAGAUUGCCCGCAGAUACGUACACCCCGAUGCCAAGAUGACCAACGAUGUGGUUGAAGAUGUUACGGAGGAAGAAAUCCCAUCUGUGACAGACCUUCUCACCCAGCAAGAGAAAUCCAUUAAUGGAAGGAAGGCCAUCUCAUGAUCGGUGGGAUUUGGAAGGGAGUUGGGGAAGAUGACCUACUUGCCAUAGAAUCUGAGGCAAGUAUUUUGCUUUAAAUCACAUUUUGAAUAGUUCUAGUAGUCAAGUAUGGACAGACAAGCUUAUUUUGCUUAUUUAAAAAAUGUACGGACAGACAAUCUGAGUUGCUGUAGUAAUGAAUAUGCCGAAAAGCAGUUGUGUUAUGAAAUUAGCUAAAUGUAAUUAAGUAAUCAACAUGGAAAUUGUUAUAAUA